This is a messenger RNA of Mizuhopecten yessoensis (Yesso scallop), 1290 nucleotides long. Its product is annotated as prosaposin-like. The record is from RefSeq and is a predicted model, not a curated record. NCBI's taxonomy places the organism in Eukaryota, Metazoa, Mollusca, Bivalvia, Pectinida, Pectinidae. Gene Ontology annotation, cellular component: lysosome. The transcript is spliced from 9 exons. Gene Ontology annotation, biological process: sphingolipid metabolic process. Bases 37 to 1170 code for a protein of 377 amino acids.
UUACAGAUUGAUGACCAGUUGUGUGUAGAACUUGGUAUGUGUCCCAAUGCCCUGGGAGCUGUGAAACUACAGUUGGGAACCAUUGAAUGUGAGGCCUGUACAUCGGUCAUUAAAGCGCUCGGCCUCCUGGAGAGCUCAACCACAGUACAGAAUGCAAUCAGGAAUUUCGUUGAAAAUGAUGUGUGUCCCAAACUUGGAAGCUCAGCAGCUCAGUGCAAGACAGAUGUAGAUAUGUACAGUCAAGCUGCCUUUGAGAUUUUGAAGGAAAUUUUGAAUGCUGGUUACCUUUGUGGUAAAAUGAGCCUUUGUGCUGCACCCGCACCCAAGCUGGCCAGCAAUGGAGCUCUGUGUGAGGUCUGUGACACUGUGGCUAAAGAGCUAGACAAUCUGCUCAAGGAUUCCAAUACUCAGGCAGAAAUAGAGGCACUGUUGGACAGCAUCUGUAGCAGACUUAGUGGUAACCUGAGUGGUCAGUGUAAGACAUUUGUUGACGAGUAUGCUCCAUUUGUGCUGAAUAUGCUGGCCAAUGAGUUGGAUCCAGACACCAUUUGUAAGGGCCUUGGUUUAUGUCCUGCUAAAAAGACGGCCAAAUCAACCCCACCUAAAGCUGUCAGUAACACUGUCAAGUCCAGUGGCACAUGUGCCGUUUGUGAAUUUCUUGUGAAGGAAGUAUCAACAUUACUCAAAGAAAAAAGCACGAAGGAUGAGAUAAAACAGGACCUAUAUGUUGUGUGUGGUAAGUUGGGCAGCAUCGAGGAUGAGUGUAAAACCUUCCUAAACGUGUACUUCGACUUAGUGUACAGUUUGCUGGUGCAAGAAACUGAUCCCCAGAAAGUUUGCACCCUAAUCGAAGCGUGUUCUGCUAAAAAAGAUGUCAAGACUGUGCUGCCCAAGCAUUCACCAAGGCUACACAUUGUACCACUAUCUAAAGGAACCUUACCGACCAAAAUUUUCAACUUGGACACAGCUACCAAGUCUAGUGACGAGUGUGCUAUCUGUGAGAUGGUACUGACAUAUGUAGCAGAAGCCCUGAAGGAGUCGGCAACUGUCGAGGCCAUUACAAGUGGUCUGAACAUGUUGUGUGGAAAAAUCCCACAGGAGUAUCAACAGACGGUAAGAUCGUCUACUACUUUAUUUUCCUCGUUGUUUCUGUGGGGAGAGAUAUAUUAAUAUCUGUUUCUGUACUGUUGCUGUCUGUGGGGAGAGAUAUAUUAAUAUCUGUUUCUGUACUGUUGCUGUCUGUGGGGAGAGAUAUCAUUAUGUCUGUUUCUGUACUGUUUCUGUCUGUGG